AUGCUCGUCGACGAGAUGCCGCGCAGUUUCGUUAAAAAGAACAACAGCUACAGUCACUGUCCGCUCAAGAAGCGGCCGGUGCACGUCAUGCUCUCCGAGGAGACGCCGGAGGUCGUGAAAGAGGAAAUCAUCGAAGUGGUGGCCGACGACAUCCCAGAGCCGGAGAACCUGAGCACGAAGCCGGAGGACCUCAGCAGAGCGUCCGAAAAAUUCAAGCUGGAUCGUCAUUCCCGGUCCCCGAGUCCGUACAUGCGCGCAGCAUCCCCAGUUACGGGUCACGCCGCGCACCUGCAGCCGGCCGAGCCGCUGCAGCACCAUCAGCACGCGCACGCGCACCCACAUCCACCCCACCACCAGCACGCGGGACACCCUCCUCAGCAGUUCCCGGCAAAAGCGCUGACGCCCCCAGCAGGCAUCGCGCCGAUCCACCCUGUGGCGAAAAAAGCGCGAGUGGAGGUCCUCCAGCACGAGAGCGCGACCCCUCCGGCGCCGCUGCGGUUCCUGGGCGGAAAGUCCCCGUUGGAGCCCUUGAACCUGAACACCCCGGUGGAGGCGCUGUCCGCGGCGUACGGAGCCCCUGCGUGGGCGCGCACCGCGCCCCUCUACCCUCCGCACUACCUGCCGUACCCGACAGCGGCCGCGGCCGCGGCCGCCGCAGCGGCCUACAGGUACCCGGGCGCGGAAUUGUACCCGUCGUACCCGGUGCCGGCGUACCCGCACUCCUCCCCGGAACACCCAUCGGCGUCGCCGCCACCACACGCGGCGUUGACUUGUCCCACCAUCCAGCGACCCAUCGCCAGGAGCUACGCGGCCCACUGGGCCAGCCCGGACCAUUGCGGCCUCUCUCCCACCAGCUCCCUGGGCUCGGGGUCCCUGAGGUCGCCUCCACCGGUCAGCCCCGAGGACCUCAGCUCACCUGGCAGCGACAGUGGCCGGUCUUCUGCCGGCAGCACCUCCGCUGGACCUCCACCCAUGGUCAAUCAGAAGGGCGACAAGGCCGCCACUUCCGGCUCAUCUCCUCGGUAUCAGUGCCCCGACUGCGGGAAGUCCUACUCCACCUACUCUGGACUCUCCAAGCACCAACAGUUCCACUGUGCUGCCGCGGAGGGACAGGCCAAGAAGUCCUUCUCCUGCAAGCACUGCGAGAAGGUCUACGUCAGUCUUGGUGCCCUCAAGAUGCACAUCAGGACCCACACCCUGCCCUGCAAGUGCCACCUGUGUGGAAAGGCCUUCUCCAGACCUUGGCUACUCCAGGGACACAUUCGCACCCACACUGGGGAGAAGCCCUUCAGUUGUCAACACUGCAACAGGGCUUUCGCUGAUCGCAGCAACCUCAGGGCUCAUCUCCAGACUCACAGCGAUGUUAAGAAGUACUCCUGCGCGAGCUGCAGCAAGACCUUCAGUCGCAUGUCCUUGCUUACCAAGCAUCAGGAAGGUGGGUGCCCUGGGGUCGCCGUGCCCAUGGGGUAUGGCUGUUAG
Messenger RNA from Orussus abietinus, 1479 nucleotides. Its product is annotated as zinc finger protein SNAI2-like. The transcript is spliced from 2 exons. The record is from RefSeq and is a predicted model, not a curated record. Gene Ontology annotation, molecular function: DNA-binding transcription factor activity, RNA polymerase II-specific; RNA polymerase II cis-regulatory region sequence-specific DNA binding. NCBI's taxonomy places the organism in Eukaryota, Metazoa, Arthropoda, Insecta, Hymenoptera, Orussidae. Bases 1 to 1479 code for a protein of 492 amino acids. Gene Ontology annotation, biological process: regulation of DNA-templated transcription.